Molecule: messenger RNA, 1299 nt
Organism: Acanthamoeba castellanii str. Neff
Lineage: Eukaryota; Discosea; Longamoebia; Acanthamoebidae
Product: Porphyromonastype peptidyl-arginine deiminase subfamily protein
Exons: 4
Coding region: 1-1299 (432 amino acids)
Biological process (GO): putrescine biosynthetic process
Molecular function (GO): agmatine deiminase activity; protein-arginine deiminase activity
Source: RefSeq, a predicted model, not a curated record
AUGACGCUGGAGGCAGCAGGGCACUAUAUCUUCCCGGCCGAGUUCGAGCCGCAAGAGUGUGUGUGGCUCAGUUGGCUGCACACCCGGAAGGAGUUCCUCCAGGGGAGGCCCAUGCAGCCGGUCCUUUUGGACAUGAUGGAAGCGCUGCUGCCCUUUGUCAAGGUAGCGGUCAUCGUGAACGACGACGCGGAGAAACAACAGAUACAGACCGCCCUGCAGGAGAGGCAUCCAUCGUCCGCCGCCAGUGUGGCCAAGCUCCAGUUUCAUCUCGUCAAACACCUGGAAAUCUGGAUGCGCGACUUCGGACCGAUCUUUCUCAAGUCCUCCACCGACCCGAGUCUGCCGCUCAAGGUGGCCGUCUUCCGGUGGAACAUAUGGGGCUGGCUCGACAACCUUCUGCCCACCGUCGUGCCGCCGGAGGAGAUUGCCGAGCUGAUCGCCGAGGGCGAGGUGUCGCGUCGCGUGGCGCACGCCCUCUCGCUGGCCACCGUCGACGCCGACUUCGGCGGCAAUCGGGAGUUCAACGGAAGGGGCACCCUGAUGGUCACCGAGGCCGUGGAGCUCCAGCGCAACCCCGACCUCACCAAGGAGCACCUCACCGAACAUUUCAAGAGCCUGUUCGACGUGCGCAAGGUGAUUUGGCUCAAGCAGGGCGUCGCCGAGGAUGACCACAUCUUCCGCGGGCCUCUCCCCGGCGGCGUGUUCAACAUGCCCUGCACCGGUGGACAUGUUGAUGAGUACGCUCGGUUCGUCAACCCGACUACCGUCCUUCUUGCUGAGGACCGUGACCACCCGAUUGGCCGGCUCAGCCACCAGCGCAUGGAGGAGAACUACCGGAUCCUGGCCGGCGAGACCGACCAGGACGGCCACCCGUUCACCAUCGUGCGCAUUCCGCUGCCGCCCGUUGACGUCAUCAAGGUCAAGCCCGCCGACCCCCUCUUCGGCGACUACAGCGCGGUGGCCUUCAGCUCCGGCAAGACCUUUGAGCAGCUCCUCGAAGAACUUCACCCCGACUACGUCGCCGGCGGCGGCAGCCAAGACGAUCUGAGGGCGAUCGAGGCCGUGGUGCCGGGGAGCUACUGCAACUUCGUCAUCUCGAACGGCGUGGUGCUGAUGCCGCGCUACCACGCGGAGGGACGGGACGAGGCGGUCAAGCGGACAGACGACGCAGCGAGGGACAUCCUGCAGUCGGUCUUCCCCGACCGCAAGAUCGUCCAGAUCGACUGCGAGAACAUCAACUUUGGCGGAGGCGGCAUGCACUGCGUGACCCAACAGCAACCAGCCAUCACAGACCAAUAG